Molecule: messenger RNA, 327 nt
Organism: Paracoccidioides lutzii Pb01
Exons: 1
Coding region: 1-327 (108 amino acids)
Source: RefSeq, a predicted model, not a curated record
AUGCGUUGUGUCUCAGACGGCCUGGACCUGUCUAUGGAGCUUUCCGAUAUCCAAACCCUGGAUCGAACGGUCACGCCUGUGAAUGCAACCCGCUUCGAGGUCAUCAGGUCCUAUCUCAAAAGCCUCGAUCAUGCCAUCAUGAUGGUCCGCCAGUGUGUGUUUCGCAUAGCCCCUUCUCAGGAGACUUCUUCGCGCGGCCAAUAUCUCUCUCCAUUUCCCGGGGUCUCAACGGCACCGCUCGAAAUCGACCCCGUCAAGUCCUGGAUCUACUCCCUCAACACGAUCCCCAAGCUUCUUCACCAUCAACCCCACUGCGACGGUCAAUGA